AUGGUUGCAGGGGCUCGCAUUCUUCUGGAGACUAACUCCUUCCCUCAAGUGCCCCAGCUUCCAAAGCCCGAGCUUCCACCAUUUCCCACUUUCCCAACUUUGCCAAAACCUGAGCUGCCACAAUUGCCAAAGCCUGAGAUGCCACAGGUGCCAAAGCCUGAGCUGCCCCAGUUGCCGAAGCCCGAACUGCCACCGGUACCCCAUGUUCCAACUUUGCCAAAGCCUGAAGGUCUCAAGUUGGCAGAAGAGCCCCAUGUCCCUGAGCUUCCAAAGCCUGAAUUGCCACCAAUUCCUAAUUUCCCAACUUUGCCAAAGCCUGAGUUGCCAAAGUUGCCUGAAAUUCCACCUCUUCCCCAUCUCCCAGCUGACAUACCUAAGCCCACAUUGCCCUCCAUCCCAACCCUCCCCAAGGAAACACCCCUCCCUUCUCUCAUUCCACCCUACAAAACCACCCUUCCUUGA
Prunus avium (sweet cherry) is the source of this 462-nucleotide messenger RNA. RefSeq lists its product as uncharacterized. The record is from RefSeq and is a predicted model, not a curated record. Lineage: Eukaryota; Viridiplantae; Streptophyta; Magnoliopsida; Rosales; Rosaceae.